Messenger RNA from Aspergillus puulaauensis, 6183 nucleotides. RefSeq names its product putative PKS/NRPS-like protein biosynthetic cluster. The transcript is spliced from 4 exons. Gene Ontology annotation, cellular component: fatty acid synthase complex. Gene Ontology annotation, molecular function: enoyl-[acyl-carrier-protein] reductase (NADH) activity; fatty acid synthase activity; [acyl-carrier-protein] S-malonyltransferase activity. Lineage: Eukaryota; Fungi; Ascomycota; Eurotiomycetes; Eurotiales; Aspergillaceae. Bases 1 to 6183 code for a protein of 2060 amino acids. The record is from RefSeq and is a predicted model, not a curated record. Gene Ontology annotation, biological process: long-chain fatty acid biosynthetic process.
AUGGUGGAAGAGGAGUUGGCUGCUUCUGCCUCCCGUGACCUCGGUCCCUCAACGCUCCGGAGUGCAAUCAACAAUUCUUCUACUCCUUCAUUUCCUUCCUUGUUAUCUUCUUCUUCUUCUUCAUCAUCAUCAUCCUGCCCCGCAGAAGCUUGUCUUUUCUUUCAUUUCAGAGGCGUCAAGUUCAAGCUCUCAAUCCCGGAUUCACAUUUUCACUUGAUUGAGUCGCACCAAAAUGCUUUCCUUUCCGCCCAUUCUAUCAAGAAUGGCUGCUCCAGCGGGCUUGAAUUGGCGUUGGAGUUUCUGAAUUUCCUGCUCGCAUCUCAAACUCUCCCUCCGGAUGUCGCCUCUACGGUCUUACGAGCUUUUGAAACGGAAUUCCUCGGAUACGGGACCGAGAUACACUCCCUCAUUGCGGACCUGACUACUAGGUCAGAAGAUAGACAACAGUGGCUGGGAAUUUACUAUCGGUUCGUUGAGGCGAGUGGUCGAGAUAGUUCAGGGCAGCCUCUUACUGCCUUUUUCCAGCAUGUCAAAGCCAACGAGUUCCAGACAAUGGCUGUUUUUGGAGGCCAAGGGGAGUCAAGUCGAACGUGCGUUCGGGAAUUCGGCGAACUUUAUACUUCGUACAGACCAAUGUUGCGCCGACUCGUUCGAGUCAUUGGUUCUCGUCUUUAUGACCUCUCCACACAGGACGAGUUCAAUUCGUAUUAUGGAGGACAACAGCUGGAUCUCGAAGCCUGGAUCAGCGGUUCCGCAGCUGUUCCUGACACUGUCUUUAUCUCUUCAGCCCCGGUCAGUGCUCCAAUUAUUGGCGCACUCAGUCUUGCUCGAUACUGUGUUACAUGCCAUAUUGCGGGGUGUCAUCCAGGUGAAUUGAGAUACAUGUUGCACGCCACUACCGGGCAUUCGCAGGGUCUUCUAGCAGCUAUGGGUAUUGCAGCAUCAGGUUCCUGGGAUAACUUCUACCAAAAUGCCGAGCUAAUUGUGGAAGUCCUAUUCCGGCUUGGCUGGGAGUGUCACCAUGCCGCACCCCACAGUUUCGUCCCGGCUGCAAAGUAUGUCGAAGACGAUAAUGCAAAUACGCUAUCUUACAUGCUGAACGUACGUGGCCUUCGGAGAAAGGAGAUCGAGGCUGUAAUCAACCAUAUCAAUAUGGGCCUACCAGCAGACAAGGGCCUUUUCCUGGCCCUUGUUAAUACUUUUGAUCAAUUUGUUAUAGCCGGGCCAGUCGCCUCUUUGCUGUGUCUGGAAGGGCGCCUGAUGGAAAUCAAUAGCAAAGACAAAGACCAAAGCCGAAUUCCUUUUAGUGAUCGGAAACCAUGUGUCCAACAUGGGUUUCUUCCUGUCAGCACACCAUUUCACACCCCAUACCUUACUCGAGCUGCGACGCGCGUUAAGAAAUAUUUUUUGGAUCGUCCCAUAUAUUCACACCAAUUGGCGAUUCCUGUCUACCACACUCAAACUGGUCUGGACCUACGUCAACGAGAGGGAGAUGUACUAUCUAUUGCUAUAGAUGCUAUCGCGUCCGAGGAAUGCAAUUGGCCUUCUGCACUGGCAGGCAGUUUUGCAUCCCACAUUUUAACAUUCGAUCGAGGUGGUCUUGCACCAUUGGUAAAGCGAGUACGGGAUGGCUGGGGCGUCCGGGUGGUCCAGGCGAGUGAGCUGGAUGCGAGGGAUCCUGAAAUGGCAACCAUGCGCGACUUGUUCGCCUCGAGUCUUUUGGACUCGUCGACUAGACUGAAAAGUUGGGGCCAGCAGUUUCAACCACAAUUGAGGCCGGGAGGGAACGGCCAGCUUGAGACUCGCUUGAGUCAGGUACUGAGAGCGCCACCUAUCAUGGUUGCAGGAAUGACCCCUACGACGGUGCAUCCAGACUUCGUGGCUUCAAUAAUGAAUGCCGGAUAUCAUGCGGAACUUGCUGGAGGGGGGUACCAUACAGCACCUAAAAUGGAGGCGGCCAUUGAUAAGCUCGUUAACAAUAUCGAGCAAGGGCGUGGAGUUACCUGUAACCUCAUUUACGCUAACCCCCGAUCUAUGUCAUGGCAAAUUAACCUCUUGCGCCGCCUUUCACAAAAACGAGUUCCCAUAGAUGGAUUAACAAUAGGGGCGGGUGUUCCUUCACUUGACAUCGCAAGCUCCUACAUAGAGUCGCUAGGGUUACGUCAUAUCGGCUUUAAGCCAGGGUCUGCCGAUGCAAUACGGCAAGUAGUGGAAAUUGCCAGGAAGCACCCGUCUUUUCCGGUUAUACUACAAUGGACGGGGGGGCGAGGAGGAGGUCAUCAUUCAUUUGAAGACUUCCACGCCCCGAUUAUCGCGAUGUAUGGGCUGAUCCGACAACAGCCAAAUAUUUAUAUCGUUGCUGGAAGUGGCUUCGGAGAUAGCGAUAGUGUUUACCCUUACCUCAGCGGACGUUGGUCUACGGCAAUGGGGUACCCUGCUAUGCCGUUUGAUGGCAUAUUACUGGGAAGUCGCAUGAUGGUUGCAACGGAAGCUCAUACCUCACUUGCCGCCAGGAGGAUUAUUGCUUCAACACCAGGAGUCCCUGAUACUGAAUGGGAAAAGACAUACACCGGUCCAGCCGGAGGACUACUCAGUGUCAGAUCUGAAAUGGGCGAACCUAUCCAUAAAAUCGCGACCCGGGGAGUUCGUCUUUGGGCUGAAAUGGACAGGCUUGUCUUUAGUCUUUCUAAAAAAGAACGCCUAGAAUAUUUGGCCCGACAUCGCCACUCAAUUAUCCAAAGAUUGAACGCCGAUUUUGCAAAGCAGUGGUUCGGCCGUGGCUCUAAAGGCCAAGUUGUCGAGCUUGAAGAAAUGACAUAUCUUGAUGUUUUAACGCGCUUGGUUGGUCUAAUGCACAUUGCUCAAAGCAGGUGGAUUGAUGAAUCCUACAUUGAUCUUACAAUGACAAUCGCCAAACGUUGGCUGGAACGGCUGCGAUUUAUCCCGAUAUAUGUCUCAGGACUUGGUAUUGAUAAACUGAGACAAUCCCCGGAUAGAUUUCUGGAAUCGUUUGCCCAGGCCUGUCCAACGGCUGAAGAUGACCUGCUAAACCCUGAGGAUAUUUCAUUUUUCCUGAAGCAGUGUAAGCAGCCAGGGAGAAAGCCAGUUAAUUUUAUCCCAACUUUAGACGAGGACUUUGAGUUCUACUUUAAGAAAGACUCGCUAUGGCAGGCUGAAGAUAUUGAUGCUGUCGAGGGGCGCGACGCUCAGAGAGUAUGCAUAUUGCAUGGCCCUGUUGCAGCGCAGUAUUCUCGAUAUCCAAGUGAGCCUGCUGGAUACAUCCUAAACUCCAUAACCGAGGGAGUUGUUAGCAGACUACAUGAAGAUUCCAUGGCAGAGGAGUUGGUCCCUGACCUAGAGAGCGGGCUUGUUACGCCGGCCUCCUGGUCAAGCGUAUCAUCGAACGGAAAGGAGUUCAGUGAGGAAACAUCAAGCACAUCAAUAACCUCACUAUCAGACCCCUCUGAUGAUGCCUCCUUCUCAUCAGGGGGCGUUAACAUCACACAAAGACGUGUUUACCCCCCAUGGAUCCGAGCACUUCUCGGGAACAAUUUUCUUUUACAAGAGGGUGUACGGCAGAAAAACCUGUUCCAUUGGUGUAUGCAAGCCGUACCCAACGCCUCUAUAGGAUAUGACCCGGAUGCCUGCGAAUUAGUGGUGACCACUCAAGAGUCGCACCAGAUAGCCCCGUUGAUGAAGGCUGUCUGUCACAAUGGCGUUGAUAUUCUGAUCGAAAUCAAUCCACCGAAGGGGUCCGAACCACUGAGGUUGUUUUAUAAAUUCGAUGAAACCAAUACCUCUCUCCGACUAAGAGAGGCAAUGGAACGGCGCAACGAGCGCAUCAAAUCAUUCUACAACCACCUCUGGUUUGGAGAACAAGUUGGGUCCCAAAAGUCCUUGGAGGACACUUUCUAUGGGCCACAAAUUACAUUGACUCAAGAUAUGCUGGAUGAGUACACCGCGAUCAUAGGCCCAGCAUUCAUUGACGGCCGACAAAUGGUCAUGAGUACAGAUGUGCUACCAAUUAGUUUUGGUAUCAUUAUUACGUGGGAUGUUAUAUCCCAGCCAUUAACUCUGUUUCAGGUCGGUGGCGAUCUUCUUCGCCUGGUCCAUCGCUCGAACUCGUUUGAGUAUUGCUCUGAUGCAGCCCCUCUGCGACUGGGCGAAACUGUGACCUCCGAAUCAAGUGUCCGCGGGAUCUAUGACGACGACCCGGGAAGAGUAGUCGUUAUAGAGGGUCGGAUCCUACGGGGCGGCGUACCAGUCAUGUCUGUUACGUCGACAUUCCUUUUCCGUGGCUGCAAAGGGCACUGCAAUCCUGAAUGCCUAUUUUGGAAGGUCAAAGAGAAAGUAUGGAGGUACGAUAUCGUGUCAGAAAUGGAAGAGUCCAUACUCCUCAGUAGGGCAUGGUUCACGCGGCAUCAACCUGGUAUGAGCCUUGUAGGAAAGUCUGCUAUUUUUACUCUUGAGAGCAUAUCCAGGUACCAAGAUUCCGGCGUACUAGAUUUGCAUGUUACAGGAACGGUCACUAUCGAAACAAAUUGUGGCCAGACACAGGAGGUUGGAGCUGUGCAUUUCACGGGCAAAUGUACGGGAAACCCCGUGCUUGACUUCCUCGAACGGAGAGGAAAUCUGGCCCAAGUACACAGUGAACUCGACAACCCAGGCUGGGCGGGAAAAUCCUCCGUGGAGAUCCAGAUGCCUCGAAGCAAUCAACCGUACGCGCAGCUGUCCAAAGACUUCAACCCCAUUCAUACGUCCCCGAUAUUUGCCAGUCUAGCCGGGCUCCCUGGGACACUAUGCCAUGGGAUGUGUACAUCGGCCAUCGUGGACGCAGUAUUAGAGUACCUGGGGCUGCAGGGGAACCGAGAAAGGCUUCGUCGAUUCGAGGCUCGGUUUCUUGAAAUGGUUAUGCCCAAUGAGAAGCUCAUCGUGAAGGUUCAACAUGUCGGCAUGGUUGAGGGGCGGAUGCGCUUCAUGAUUCGUGCUUCCCGCAAGGGCGACGAGGAGCUAGUUCUCGAAGCUGAAGCCGAGGCCGAGCAGCCUAGAACUGCAUAUUUAUUUACUGGCCAAGGAAGCCAAAGUAAAGGAAUGGGCAUGGAUUUAUAUGAGGCAAGCACAGUUGCAAAGGCCGUGUGGGAUGAUAUUGAUCAACAACUGCAUGAUGCUUAUGGAUGGUCCAUUCUGGAUAUUGUUCGAAAUAAUCCCAAAUCUCUUACCAUCCACUUUGGAGGCAAGAACGGGCGCCGAAUCAGACAAAGGUAUCUAGAUAUCACGACAGAAGUUGUACUGGCAGAUGGUAGACAGAUUCAAAAACCUGUCUUUGCUGGGCUCACACAUACCUCAACUGCUUAUACAUUUACACACCCGAAGGGUCUUCUCUACUCGACGCAGUUUGCCCAACCCGCAAUUCUUUUAUUCGAAGCCGCCGCAUUUGCCGAACUACGCGCCAAGGGCUCUGUGUCACAAGGAGCCUUAUAUGCCGGGCACUCACUUGGGGAAUAUGGAGCCUUAUCUGCGUUGUCUCGUUCGAUACCCACGGGUGCCCUUGUUGAGCUCGCGUUUUAUCGAGGAUCAGUGAUGCAGGCAUCCGUAUCGCGCGACGAUCAAGGCGCGACAACUUACGGGAUGGUGGCGAUGAACCCCAAACGAGUGGGACAAGGCUUUUCACAAUCCACGCUCGGCUGCCUCGUUCGCCAAAUCGCCACUCAGAGUCAAGAAUUGCUCGAAAUCGUCAAUUUUAAUAUUGAGGGAGAGCAGUAUGUAUGCUCCGGAACAGUAGCGAACCUGUACGUUUUGGAAAAAUUGAUCGAUCAUAUCGCGGCCCGCCCCGACGAUGCUGCGGCAACACCAAGCCAGUAUGAAGCUGUUAUUGACUCUCUUAUUUCCGACGCAAGAAUACUUCCACGACCCAUCCAGCUUCAGCGCGGGAAGGCAACCAUUCCACUUGAAGGAAUCGAUGUCCCGUUCCACUCGAGCCAUUUACGGAAUACUGUUGAUAGAUUCCGGCAGUGUCUCCUGCGGCCAGGCUUCCUUGUGGAUAAUGUUGACGUGGAGCAGCUUGUAGGAAAGUAUAUCCCGAAUCUCAUGGCUCGACCAUUUUCGUUGGAGCGCGAGUACAUUCAGGAAGCAUUUGAGCUGACCCGGAGCCCGAUUCUUGGGGAGAUCCUUUCGGAGUCAUGA